This is a messenger RNA of Penicillium verhagenii, 1974 nucleotides long. RefSeq lists its product as uncharacterized. NCBI's taxonomy places the organism in Eukaryota, Fungi, Ascomycota, Eurotiomycetes, Eurotiales, Aspergillaceae. The transcript is spliced from 3 exons. The coding region runs from base 1 to 1974 and encodes 657 amino acids. The record is from RefSeq and is a predicted model, not a curated record. Gene Ontology annotation, molecular function: protein binding.
AUGGAGAAUAACCGCCGCGACGAUUCACCGUCCGGUCUAUCAGAUAUUGUCGAGGGCGAUGGCUUGCUCGGCACCGGCUUGACGACCCGUCACAUUGAAGCCUUCGGGCGAAAGGUCACAACAACCGCGGGACACUUGAUGGGACCGGGCGACCAGAACCCAAAUGCUCAUUAUCAAAAUGCCAUGACCGACAUCCACCGAGAACUGCGCCGGCCAGCGUCGCAACGCAAGGUCUUUUCUCUAACCCAGACCACACCAACUGAUCUCGUGCGCUCGAGGCUAUCCACCACUGAGAUCAAGUCGCGUGCCAUCUCCUCCCUCCCAGAUGAACUCCUCGCCAACAUCCCCGAUGAUACCAGCUCCUACUCCCUAUUCCAGGGCUUCCAGGCUUCCGUCCCUGAAGAAGACCACACACAAAAACGCCACCGCAGGCGGAGUUCGAAGAAGGCUUUGAAGGAUAGCGAGAAGGGCGGCGCCCUGACCGCUGGUCCGGUUGGGCUGAAGGAACAACGGAAAACGCUGAGUCGCCGACUGGAUCAAAUGGGUAUCCGAAAGAACAUGUGCAGCGCCGAGAUUCACGAAAUAGACAACAAGGUUGCCAAUUUACACAAGAUGCGCCAGAUUGUGCUCGACCGAUUAGCUGGCUUGGAAAUGGACGAGGCAGCGUUGGAACAUGAAUUGACGGAGCUCGAUAUUAAGCUAGAAGACUUCCCAGAAGAGACACCCGAAACGUCCGCCACCGGCGAAACACCCCAGACCUCCGAUGCCAAUGACGACUCUGCUGUGUCUUCCAGUGACCCGGCCAUGGAUGCCUCUUUCAUGUCGGAGUCCAUAUAUGAGAAACUUCCCACCUCGUCACCUAAGAGCUUGCGCCAUCGAUCUAUAAGAAAACGCUCAAUGCCAAUUCUCCACGAACACUUUGCUCCGGGGUCUUUAAUCAAGGAGAUCCAAGCACACACCGAUAUGGUUACCGCGAUUGAUUUCGACUAUCCAUUCGGUACGAUGGUUAGCGCUGCUUUGGACGAUACUGUACGUGUUUGGGACAUGAACGUUGGCCGAUGCUCAGGAUUUUUAGAGGGACAUCACGCCUCUGUUCGAGCCUUACAGGUGGAGGAUAAUAUUGUGGCGACUGGAUCUAUGGAUGCAUCUGUUCGACUGUGGGAUCUGAGCCGUGCUCGCCCUGCUACUCGUGACAAUGGUCGUUUGAAUAAACAUGAGCGGGAUGCCGAGGAAUUAUUCGAGCAUCCUUCGCCGGUUCCACCAUCAUCGAACUUGGAAGACUGCCACGUCUUUACACUGGAUGCCCAUGUUGAUGAAGUUACUGCGCUCCACUUUAAGGGUAACACGCUUAUUUCUGGCUCCUCCGAUAAGACAUUGCGUCAAUGGGAUCUUGUCAAAGGCCGAUGUGUUCAGACUUUGGAUAUAUUGUGGGCAGCUACUCAAGCUUCCACCACUACCUCAACGGAUGGAAGUUGGCGACCAUCUGGUCGCCUUCCAGAUGCGUCUGCCGAUUUCGUUGGAGCUAUACAGUGCUUCGAUGCUGCUCUGGCCUGUGGAACAGCUGAUGGCAUGGUCCGUCUCUGGGAUCUGCGUAGUGGUCAGGUUCAUCGAAGCCUCGUGGGCCACACUGGCCCCGUGACUUGUCUACAGUUUGAUGAUAUGCACCUGGUGACGGGUAGUCUGGAUCGAAGUAUUCGGAUCUGGGAUUUAAGAAUGGGCUCGAUCUCUGACGCAUACGCUUACGAGAAGCCGAUUACCAGCAUGAUGUUUGAUUCCAAGCGCAUUGUGGCUGCUACCGGUGAGACUGUGGUGAAAGUAUACGACAAGGCCGAUGGUAACCAUUGGGAUUGCGGCCCUGGUGUUGGUAUCGACGAAGAUGGGCCAUCCCCAUCUACGAUCGAGCGUGUGCGACUUAAGGAUGGAUAUCUCGUCGAAGGUCGCAAAGACGGCACAAUGGCAGCAUGGACAUGUUAG